AAAUGAUGCUCUCAGUUUGCUUUGAAUCUUUUCAAACUGUGAGGCAUCACGCAGAAGAUUGUAAAAGUCAAGUGCAUCGAGGCACGCGACUAUCUCUGAAAGUGAAGCGCGACCCUAUGCGUGCGUUUUACGUGCGAAUCGCAUGCAUGCACUCUGACUAUAUACCCACGAGACACUGCCACAAUCUAUUAUUACUUUUUAGUAAGCCGCAGACCUACUCCAUGUGACACUCGGCGAGUAAGAUAUGCAAUGGUGCAAAAGUAUAAUGCGUUCGCCGACGUGAGUGACGUAACUUCAACUGAAAUUUUAUUCAGUGAAUUUUAAAUUCAACAUGGAAAAAAAUAACUACCGAUUCGAUGAAUUGGCGCUUAGGAAUUGUUUUCUAUUUACACAAGGCUUGUGCACUCACUUGUUGCUUCGAUCCAAAUAUUUUCGCAUGUGAUUUGAUUACUGAUUGAGAUUGAGAUGAUUUUUAUUUUCAUAGGAUUGCUGCUGCUCAAUUCAGCAAGCGGAGUCACUAUACAAUUUAAUGAGACGGAUAAAAUUAUUCACAUGGAUGAAGUGUCUGUUAUUCCAUUUAGUAUUAAUGGACUGAAUAACAUGGAUUUAUCAAAAGCUAAUUUGGUUUCAAAUAGUUCAUUGUGGAACAUAGUACAAGUUAGUUCACCUGAAUUUGAUGCAAAACUAUUACAGAACAAAGUUUAUAAUAGUUCAGUCAAUGUUACUGGCAUUUUCCUUGGAAAAGCUAAAGUAUUAAUUUCAUUUCAAUAUGGAGAGACUAAGGUUGAAUCAACUUUAAAUGUGGUAGUUAUUAGAAAAGCAAGAACCAUAGAUACUAUCUUCACUGCUAGUGUGGCAAUAUUAGUAUCUUUAUUAUAUGUUAAUUUUGGAUGUGCUAUGGAUUGGGAUGUAUGUAAAAAAACAAUCAGAAAGCCUAUUGGUCCUUUGAUAGGAUGUGUUUGUCAAUUUUUAUUAAUGCCAAUGAUAAGUUAUGUACUGGGAUUAUUAUUAUUUCCUAGCUAUCCUGAAAUGCAACUAGGAUUAUUUUUUACUGGCAUUAGCCCUAGCGGUGGUGCAUCCAAUAUUUGGACUAUAAUUCUUGGGGGAAAUUUAAAUUUAUCUGUUACAAUGACUACUUUAUGUACCAUUGCUGCCUUUGGUUUAAUGCCUAUGUGGUUAUUUACUUUGGGAAAAAUUAUUUUUGAUAAAGCAAAUCUGAUCAUGCCUUACGAUAAAAUAGCUACUUUUGCUAUUGGUCUUAUUAUACCAUUGGCUAUAGGAUACUUGAUUCAGAAAAAAUUGCCAAGGUUUUCUGGAAUCAUGGUCCGCAUUAUGAAACCUUUUUCAGUUUGUCUUAUCAUAUUUAUUGUUAUUUUUGCUAUAAUCACUAAUUUAUAUUUGUUCAGACUUUUCUCAUGGCAGAUAAUUUUGGCUGGAUUAGGGCUACCAUGGCUGGGUUUUAUUUUUGGUUUAUUGGUUGCAUUUAUAUUCCGUCAACAAAAUCAAGACAUCCGAGCCAUAGCUAUAGAAACUGGUGUUCAAAAUACUGGCGUUGCUAUUUUUCUAUUAAGAUUUAGUUUAAAACAACCUGAUGCUGACUUGACUACAGUUAUCCCUGUGUCUUGUGCAAUAAUGACCCCAUUACCUUUGAUGGUUUUGUACUGUGUCAAACUUGUAAUAGACAAAAGGAAAAAAAAAUUGAUGCGUUCCCAAGAAAAGGUUCAAGAUCCUCUUCAAGAUACUUCUACAGCUUAAACUUUAUUUUUAACUUUUGAUCAAAACUUCAUGUAAAAAUUUUCAGUCAAUAUUUUGACCAUAGGAUUAAAAAUUUAGUACAAAGAUAUUGUACAAAGUUCAAAAAUGUACAUAGUAUUUUAAUGGUUGUGGGGUAUUCUACUGUUAUUGUGACUUGAAAUUUGUUAUGUUUAAAGUAUUUAUGUGAUUUGAACAAUAGCUAGAUUUAAUUUUACUGAAAAUGAUCUGAUUUCAGUAUUACUAUCUGCUAUAGUAAUGA
This is a messenger RNA of Trichogramma pretiosum, 2014 nucleotides long. RefSeq names its product ileal sodium/bile acid cotransporter-like. Gene Ontology annotation, cellular component: membrane. Lineage: Eukaryota; Metazoa; Arthropoda; Insecta; Hymenoptera; Trichogrammatidae. The transcript is spliced from 7 exons. The record is from RefSeq and is a predicted model, not a curated record. Bases 466 to 1755 code for a protein of 429 amino acids.